AUGCGCUCCAACACCACCUCCUUGGCGGCCGGCUGGGGGGGCAGAGACACACCUGAGAAGGCCGGUGGGUACUCCACGGCUCCACCUGGUGCACGUGGGAAGGAGGUUGUGCACAGGGGGAAGGAGGUUGUGGACAGGGGGAAGGAGGUUGUGGACAGGGGGAAGGAGGUUGUGGACAGGGGGAAGGAGGUUGUGGACAGGGGGAAGGAGGUUGUGGACAGGGGGAAGGAGGUUGUGGACAGGGGGGAGGAGGUUGUGGAGAGGGGGAAGGAGGUUAUGGACAGGGGGAAGGAGGUUGUGGACAGGGGGAAGGAGGUUGUGGACAGGGGGAAGGAGGUUGUGGACAGGGGGGAGGAGGUUGUGGAGAGGGGGAAGGAGGUUAUGGACAGGGGGAAGGAGGUUGUGGACAGGGGGAAGGAGGUUGUGGACAGGGGGGAGGAGGUUGUGGACAGGGGGAAGGAGGUUGUGGACAGGGGGGAGGAGGUUGUGGACAGGGGGAAGGAGGUUGUGGACAGGGGGGAGGAGGGGGAGGAGGUUGUGGACAGGGGGAAGGAGGUUGUGGACAGGGGGGAGGAGGUUGUGGACAGGGGGAAGGAGGUUGUGGACAGGGGGGAGGAGGUUGUGGACAGGGGGAAGGAGGUUGUGGACAGGGGGGAGGAGGUUGUGGACAGGGGGAAGGAGGUUGUGGACAGGGGGAAGGAGGUUGUGGACAGGGGGGAGGAGGUUGUGGACAGGGGGAAGGAGGUUGUGGACAGGGGGGAGUAG
This is a messenger RNA of Closterium sp. NIES-65, 765 nucleotides long. Lineage: Eukaryota; Viridiplantae; Streptophyta; Zygnematophyceae; Desmidiales; Closteriaceae. The record is from the annotation of a GenBank genome assembly.